Arvicola amphibius (Eurasian water vole) is the source of this 2974-nucleotide messenger RNA. It is a transcript of the gene Mboat2, whose product is annotated as membrane bound O-acyltransferase domain containing 2. Gene Ontology annotation, biological process: lipid modification. Lineage: Eukaryota; Metazoa; Chordata; Mammalia; Rodentia; Cricetidae. Bases 47 to 1612 code for a protein of 521 amino acids. The record is from RefSeq and is a predicted model, not a curated record. The transcript has 13 exons. Gene Ontology annotation, molecular function: acyltransferase activity. Gene Ontology annotation, cellular component: membrane.
GAGACUGGCCGGAGCGGGCGGGCGGGCGCAGCGCCGAGGCCCGGCCAUGGCCACCACCAGCAGCACCACGGGCUCCACCCUGCUGCAGCCUCUCAGCAACGCCGUGCAGCUGCCCAUCGAUCAGGUCAACUUUGUAGUGUGCCAACUCUUUGCCUUGUUAGCAGCCGUUUGGUUUCGAACUUAUCUCCAUUCAAGCAAAACUAGCUCUUUUAUCAGACACGUAGUUGCAACCCUUUUGGGCCUUUAUCUUGCAUUUUUUUGCUUUGGAUGGUAUGCCUUACACUUUCUCGUCCAGAGUGGGAUUUCCUACUGUAUCAUGAUCAUAGCAGGAGUGGAGAGCAUGCAUCAAUGUUGUUUUGUGUUUGCUUUGGGAUACCUCACAGUGUGUCAGAUUACUAGAGUCUAUAUCUUUGAUUAUGGACAAUAUUCUGCUGAUUUUUCAGGCCCCAUGAUGAUUAUUACGCAGAAGAUCACUAGUCUGGCUUUCGAGAUUCAUGACGGGAUGUUUCGGAAGGAUGAAGAACUGACCCCAUCGCAGAGGGGCUUAGCUGUGAGGCGCAUGCCGAGUCCCCUGGAGUAUGUAAGUUAUACCUGCAACUUCAUGGGUAUCCUGGCAGGCCCUCUCUGCUCUUACAAAGACUACAUUACUUUCAUUGAAGGCAGGCCAUCCCACAUGCCACAGACCAGUGAGAAUGGAAAAGAAGAGCAGCAACAUGAAAGAGCAGACCCAUCUCCAAAUGCAGCAGUUACCGAGAAGCUCCUAGUCUGCGGACUCUCUUUAUUAUUUCACUUGACCGUCUCCAACAUGCUGCCUGUGGAGUACAACAUCGACGAGCACUUCCAGGCCACCGCAUCAUGGCCAGCCAAGGCCACCUACCUGUAUGUCUCUCUUUUGGCUGCCAGACCUAAGUACUACUUUGCAUGGACCUUAGCCGACGCCAUUAACAACGCUGCAGGCUUUGGGUUCAGAGGGUACGACAGGAACGGAGUGGCUCGUUGGGACUUAAUUUCCAAUUUGAGAAUUCAGCAAAUAGAGAUGUCAACAAGUUUUAAGAUGUUCCUCGACAACUGGAAUAUCCAGACAGCUCUUUGGCUCAAAAGGGUGUGUUAUGAGCGAGCGACCUUCAGUCCGACAACCCAGACGUUCUUUCUUUCCGCCAUUUGGCACGGGGUCUACCCAGGAUACUAUCUGACGUUCCUAACAGGAACGUUAAUGACGUUAGCAGCACGGGCUGUAAGAAAUAACUUUAGACAUUAUUUCGUCGAACCCCCUCAACUUAAGUUAUUUUAUGACAUCAUAACGUGGGCAGCAACACAAAUAACAAUCAGUUACACAGUUGUACCAUUUGUGCUUCUUUCUAUAAAACCAUCAUUCACGUUUUACAGCUCCUGGUAUUACUGCCUGCACAUCUGUAGUAUCUUAGUGUUGCUGUUGCUGCCUGUGAAGAAAUCUCAAAGAGGAAAGAGCACACAGGAAAAUGUUCAGCUUUCACGGGCCAAAAAGUUUGACGAAAGAGAAAAUUCUCUGGGACAGAACAGUUUUUCCACCACAAAUAAUGUUUGCAGUCAGAACCAAGACACUGCCUCUAGACACUCGUCACCACCGCAGUGAUCAGGAGAGUGCGUGGUGGCUGUUCCCACCUGUGAACAGAAGCCAGUCUGGACGCCUUUCCAGAGACUGACUGGGUGGAAAUGGGACAGCCUGAGAUGGGGGAUUUUCUGUACACCAGGUUGGAAAUGGAAUGAAAUAACCCUUCCCAUGCCAUGUUCCUGUGGGUCACGCCUUAUACAAAAUCUUUCCAUGUUUCGAUAGGGCACUCUGACCUCAGCCUAUGCCCUCAAGGUCAUACGUGUGCCCUGUCGCUGAAUGUACACUGCGUAUCCCGAGGCCCUGAAGAGGUGGAAGAGUGGUCGUGUUGAUCUGGACGAUUGUAAGGUUACCUUUUCCCAAAUGAAUGUCUUGCCUUAAACCUUCUGUUCCCUAAGAUGUUGUUCCCAGUUGGUGUUUUGAAGCGUACUAGCGUGAGGAGAUGAUUUCAAUAUUUGACGCGGUGUGCCGCAAAGUGGGAUUGAGGCAGAGUUUAAACCGAAUAUUUAAGAUGGUGGGUACUUGAAAAAUGCAAUAAACAUCUCAGUAUUCGAAGGGUUUUCUUAAGGUAGCUCAGAGGACCGCACACGUGGUAGGAAUGUAAGCGGUCGGGGCUGUUAAAUUACAGGUAGCUUAUUUUGCUGGGAGCUUAAUUACCUGGUGUCAGUUAGGGGGCCCUUUCAGGAGGACUUUCUCAAACAUAAUUAAAGGUUGGCAGUGUGCUAUUUUAGGCUUAUUUUCUUAAGGGAAAAAAAUAAGAAGAAGAGGGAAGAUGAGGUGAGCAGGACCGAAGGAAGAAAGCACUGUGUGGUCUGGAGUCGCAGGCGGAGGGAGGCUUCCCCAUUCUGUGUCCAAGAUCAGUGUGACUGUGAGAGACACAAAAGUUCAACACAUUGAUCAUACUGUGGACUUUCUGAAGAAUCUCUUGAGCAUAAAUUACAUAGAGUUAGAAGAGAUUAUAAGAGUAACAGUGGUAGAUUAUUUGAAGAUUUUGAAAGAAAUCUCUAGUAAUUAAGGUUAUUGUAUGGUUCAUCAGUGUCUUGUCCCUGUCAUUUUCAUUGCUAUUUGGGAAAAAUUUAGGGAAAAGAAAAUUUAGUUGCUGAGUCUAAGUGACAUUUUUUAAAAAAAUUAAUAAAUUAGUUUCUACAUUCUUUAACUUCAUGCAUUAAAAUUCUUCCGUUGAACUCUUGUUAAAAAUGGGUGUUAGAUUCUAUCAAAACAAAUAUGGGUUUUCCUCCUAGGGUUCACUGUUGCCCUGAGUAACUGGCUGUCUUUGCUCCAACAGCAGGGUGCUGUGGGGUGCAGCAGCUGUGAGUAAGGGGUGGAUUGGAGGCCACAGAACUGAGCCGUAGACUAUAGGUUCCGCCUUGUGCAAAAGGCCGGGCU